UCACACGGCAAUUACACUCUCAGUCAUUCUAACUUAGACAGUAGCACAAUACAGGCAGCAGUCUCCCACUUCCUGUUGAGUAUAAGAAGGUGAAAUGUGAAACUCAAAAUAAAACUUCCAUUACCUCUAGUGCAGUUAUUCAUACUGCUACCUUAGGAGAAUGUUUCUGUCCUUCAUUUGUCUGCUGCUCCCCUUUGCUGUCCUUAAUCAAGCCUACAGUGGGCAGAUUCCUCUGUUUGUUUUAAGCGGAGCGUCUGUCCGACUGAGCCCCAAAGGACAUGAAGCAGUGGAAAUGGAAAGCAUCGUCUGGAUACUGAAUUCAUCAAUACGACUAAUGAAGUACGACUUUGAAAAGGAAGAGUUAAAAUUACACAACAAAUACAAGAACCGACUGGAGUUUGACUCAAAAACCUCUUCAAUGGUCCUGAAUAACCUGACUGGGAGGGACAAUGGACUCUACAUUGCCAAAGUUACAGAUGUGAAUGGAUAUGAGCAUGUCAGCCAGUUCCUCCUUUCAGUCCAAGAGAGAGCGGGGCCUCCUCUCCUCAGGGUCGACUCCAACUCCUCCAGCCCUGACUCCUGCAAUGUGACCCUUACUUGCAUGGUCCACAACACGUCCAUAAGCACCACCUGUGACAGCCACAACUGUUCUCAGGUAGAGGGCGCUAGCCCUGCCCUCUCUAUAUCCGUUAUGAAGGACUUUAUAUUAUGUAACCACAGCAACCAGGUCAGCUGGGCCAAUGCAACUGUGAGGAUGUCAGAGCUCUGCCCGUUAUACAUAGCAGAUCACAUGAGACAAACGCAGAAGUCCACUCAGAAUCUCCUCAUCACUCUCAUCCUUAUUGCUAUCACCACUGUGGUUUUCACAGUGACUUUUCUUCUCAGUAGAUGGGCUUGCGGACGUCACACAGAACAAAUCUAUUCCAAUACUGAGGACACACAUGAGCCUACUGUGGCCACGGUACAGUCAAUGUAUGAUGUCAUCAGAACGACUUCACUUCAGAAAGCCCCACAAUCGGACACCAUCUAUGCCUCAGUGCAGAAGUUUCAACAUAAAUCCCAACGGCCUCCUGAUCAACCUGAAGCUACAGAAUCUACAAACACAAAGAACAACAAAGUCACCACACUUUAGUGAUUUAGUUUCCAUUAAACAGUAUUGGGGAGUAGUAGUACUUUGUUGCCAUCUGGCUUUAUUUAAUGUCUUUCCUUCCUUAUUCCCAUUCUGUAUUACUCUCUCUAAUGAUGUUUAAUGUUUCACAACACAUCCAUGUAAAGCGCUUUGGGGACGACUCUGUUGUGAAAGGCGCUACAUCUUGCAGUAGGUUGCUAGUAGUUAAACUACAAGUAUAUUUACAUAGUGAUUCAAGUAGUUAAAUUAUUUUAUUUACUUACUCAGUACUUUACUGAAGUUACAAACAAUUUUGAGUCAUAAAAAAGAGAGGUAUGUCUCCUUCUUUUACUAACAAUGUUUGGGUAGUUGUUAGGAGAAAGCGCCGUAGCUUUCACUCCUACAAUCUAGUUAUGUUGGAGAAAGCGCCGUAGCUUUCACUCCUACAAUCUCCUGUGUGAGGAAGCGCCGCAGCUUACUACUCACACACUUCCACUUCUAGGACCCAGGAAUAAUCGAGACAGCACACGUCUUUCUGUUUUACUUGCGCAAGGGUGCCCACUUCAGGUGCAACAGACAGUAUCUGCGCCUCUGUUGAGUGUCACACCGGACAGUCCCUUGGCUUCUUUAUUUAUAGGGUAGGGGAGGGGUUACAUGGGUCUUGUCUUUAACUAGUCAAUGCUGUGUGAGGCCUCCGUGAAACAGGGUUAAUACAAAGCAUUACAUAUCUCAAGGUGGCCCCCCUGCUAUGUUGACAGAAUCUGUUUCCUUUCUCAAGGUCUCUUAUUCCUGCGUCACAAUCUGGUAGGCCCCUGUGAGGACAUCUUGUUUGCAACCCUUUCUGGGCCAUGGGUUAGUUGUUAAGGGUUGCACGUACACAUAUAGGAGGAUAAUAAUAUGAUAAAAUACACAGAUACACUCUAACAGUCCCUCCUGUUUAUCAUGUUAAUUAUACAUUUGCUGUGAUAUAAAAAGAGACAAGGGUGUAGCAUCUCUAAACUUCGGGACUGGGCCAUGCCGGUGUGGAUUUCGGCUCGUCCGUCAUGGUGCGUCAUGCAUCCACCCCUGCUCCUCUUCAUCUGCAUCUGUUUCCAUGUUUUGGGUGAGGGACAAAAACAUAUUCUCCUGGGCUCGGAAAGCAGAGCUCAGGGCAGAAUUAAUCAUUAUACGAAAACAAGGUAUCACUGUGAUACAACAACAGAAGAACAUCACAAAGAAUGCAAAAAAUGGUAUACUCAAUUUGAGUAAUAUGGACCACCAAGCCCCGGUAGUGAACCAGGACAUCCAAUAGUCGUUCUGCGUCCUUGUGUCGGUGGUCAUAGCAAUUUGCAAGUCCUUCAGCCUUUGCAUUGCCUUAGUCAUGUUGGGUGAAUGCACAUUGUCAGGAAUGUAUGUACAACAGGUUUGG
Messenger RNA from Brienomyrus brachyistius, 2516 nucleotides. RefSeq names its product SLAM family member 5-like. Bases 161 to 1132 code for a protein of 323 amino acids. NCBI's taxonomy places the organism in Eukaryota, Metazoa, Chordata, Actinopteri, Osteoglossiformes, Mormyridae. The transcript is spliced from 6 exons. The record is from RefSeq and is a predicted model, not a curated record.